AUGCAGAUGUCCCACAGAGCAGUGCAGUGUUUCACUGUCAUGCUUCUUGUUGUCUUUACCGCUGGCCAGUGUCAACAGAACGAGAGUCGCCGAGCUGUGACUGAACACCAGCUGAUGCACGACCGCGGCCGAACCAUGCAGAGUCUCAAGAGGCUCAUCUGGCUGUCCAGUGCCAUGGAAGGUCUCCAUACCGCCCAGACUCGCUCUGCAGCUUUCAACCCCACAAAGCCACUAAGCCUGGCUCUGAAUCCAGCGCUGAUCCCUGCUGCUGGAAGCCCCAAACCCACCCGGGUUCAGAACCUCCUGAGAGACUUCUUUAAUCCAUACCUGACUCAGCUGCAAGACAGAGAGUCCUAA
This is a messenger RNA of Scomber scombrus (Atlantic mackerel), 357 nucleotides long. RefSeq names its product parathyroid hormone 4 (gene pth4). The transcript has 2 exons. Gene Ontology annotation, biological process: regulation of chondrocyte differentiation; bone mineralization; osteoblast development. The coding region runs from base 1 to 357 and encodes 118 amino acids. Gene Ontology annotation, molecular function: peptide hormone receptor binding; hormone activity. The record is from RefSeq and is a predicted model, not a curated record. NCBI's taxonomy places the organism in Eukaryota, Metazoa, Chordata, Actinopteri, Scombriformes, Scombridae. Gene Ontology annotation, cellular component: extracellular region.